AUGACGACGGAAGCCGCACUGGCUUUCCGGCAGGAGGCCCUGUUCCAGAUGAUUAUUGAGGCGGUUGAGAAGGAUGCGAGCGAAGAUCUUCCCGGCUCUGUUCAGCAAGGAGAUUCCGCAGUGAUUGUCGCAGACUUGGUGAUUCCCUUUUCGCUUGCAUAGGUGCACGAUUGUUGCGUCUUUGAAGUCUUGCGGCACUUCAUCUUGACGCCACAUCUCCUGGAAGAGCGCAGUCAGGUGAUCCAUGAGUUGGGGACCUCCGUGCUUGUAGACCUCAGCAGGGAUUGCGUCCGAUCCGGGUGCUUUCCCGCUGGAGAGCUGCUGUACGGCCCUGAUGGUUUCCUGGAGGGAUGGCGGAAGGUCGAGGUCCACGUUGGUCUCCACUUACGGCAAACGCUCGAUGGCGGUGUCGGAGAUGACGGAGGGGCGGUUGAGGACGCCUCGGAAAUGCUCGGCCCAUCGCUAUAUGAUUUGCGUCUUCUCAGUCAGGAGAGUGCUGCCGUCGGCACUGAGGAGAGGAGCAGUGCCCUUCGUCGGCGGACCGUAGACAGCUUUGAUCGCGGAGAAGAAGUUCUUCCAUUCGUUGCGGUCCGCAUAGCCUUGGAUCUCCUCAGCUAUAGUCGUUCGCAGGGUCAAUCACAAGAGGUGUGCUCACCCUCGCAAUUCCUCCAAAAUUCGAUUCCUAGUGUCAUAGCUUCGCCAACACCCACAUUGUUUUGCAUAGUCUAGAUAUAAAAGUAACAUGCACUCUGAACUCUGAAUGACUGUAUGACCUCGCCGGAUACCUAAAGUGCUUGCUACAAUUAAUUCUUUGGUGGCCCAGAAUUAGACGGCCUGUACGGUCGUUCCUCACCGUUGUCCCACGCAAACACGUUGGCUAUUCAACUGCUUAUUUAUUGUCAUAGAAUUUCGAAGUGGACAAAUAUAGUGGAAACUUCCAUGGUAAAAUCAUUUACAGCCCUUCACAACGCUUUAAUUUCUUUGUCGUUUUUGUGUCUCUAGGAUCAGGAUCACACACCAAAACCCUUUCAUCCCAAUUAUAAGUAACGCUUGAUAUCACGAUUUGCCUUGUUUGCUGUAUAUGGUUCAUGGUAGCAAACUUAAUAAUUAACAUGAAUCUGCUGUCUGGCGGUAAUCAGUCAUGACUGACUCGGUUUAACGCGACCUCUUUGGCACCUUAACGGUUCUUGCAAUAACAACCAUUACACAUGCGGAUCCGGACGCCGUUUAGUCACUCGGAAACGUCACAACAGCAAAAGGCAAAGUCAAACCUCAUCGGCGUUCAUAGGCGACAUUUGCUCGCGUUAGAGUAUGUUCCGAACAAUUAAUUGGAAAUGAUUCACGCAGAAGCUCCCCACUGGUACGCAAUUUUGACCGACACAUUUUCCUUCUGCAGCCUGUGGAACCUUUACUGACAUCUCCGCCUCCAGUUUUCUCGAAGUUCAGCUAAAUUUGUCCUACAGACGACAGUGGGACCCGCAUGUCUCGCUACUGGAAACGAUGCGACCCCGCAGUGGCAGUCAGGACGGUGCUGAUCAAACUGAAAUUAUUCGAUGGGUCUCGAAGUUCCCCUUUCCAAUGGCCAGACGGGAGUAUGUUUACGCCCGGCGGUGGUGGGCCGAAAUGCACUCGUCUUGUGUUGCUAAGACUGAAUCCAAGUCGAACGCAGGCUGUUUUUCCAGCGGCCUGGCCUUAAUAGUCUCGCGUGCAGUGACGCAACCCUCGGAAGUUCAAAAGCACGACAGUCCCUCUCAACCGGUCGAAAGGUCCUGGUAUUCCGCAUCCGUCGCUGGACCAAACGUCGUUUCUGUGAGUAGCUAUGAGUCGAACAUGCUGAUUAGAUCACACUCUCGUUUCGACGAGGUAAGUCGGCAACUGUCUCUAUGUUUGUGCGAGAGAGUCGCAACAUUUAAUGCAGCCAUUUAUUCCCUUACUUUUUUAGGCAGGGCUGGAUUACUUUCUCACCUAUUCAGAUGACCCAAAGCUUUCAGUUUCCAGAGAGACAGUGAGCUGGCUGCAGAAUAUGAGUACGUUACCCUUCCAUAAAUUAUCAACAUUUGAAAAAUCGAGCUAAUGCGCAGUCUCCUUUUUGCUAUUAAAAAUUUCCACCACUUACAAGGCACAUGGUGUUAUCCUCAGAAACUCACCAGAUGUUCCAAUGCCAUUAGUUGGCCAGCUAGCCGGCGUAAUGUUCACCUAUGAUCCCGCUUUUCCUACUGUCGGCCAAAGCCACAGAAUCUCAAAUCCAAAACUUGCUACGUCGCUAAGAAUUAAAUUUUACGGUGAAUGUGCAGUUCAACCCGUUUUUCAAUAAAUAAUUUAUGGUACAUUGGUAGUUUGGGUGAGUGCAAACAAGGAGCGUUGUCGCCUUCAGUAGCAAUUGGCAGCCCUGUUCGUUUUAUUGUGCCGUUUGAUCUUGUUACUAAAAAUAUUUUUACCAGGAAGCUAUUGCUAUGAAGCAUACUGUUGAAUUUGAGACCUACCGUUGUAAGUCAUGCUAACAUUCCAAUAUCCUUAGCCUGACUGAGUCCUUUAAACUCAUCUCGUCUUCGAUUAACCUGCUUCCUUAGACAUCUUUCGAAUUCGUUAUUUUAACUUUUAACCGUAUUUUUCCUUGAUCGAUUAACGUUUAGAUGGCUGCUAUCUUUCUUGUCAAAAUUCUCUUUAAUUCAGCUAAGUAUUUUUAAUAUUUUCAUUUUACAAGUCUUUCGCUUAUACGACAGAUACCAAAAAUCAGACUGUUAUGAAAAAGACGUAAUUUUUGACGUACAGCAGUCCAAAUAUUUAGAGAUUUCACUGAGAGUGCGACAGGCCAGACACAGACUGCCGUUUAUCUCCGGUUUGCGUAAUGAAAGUUCGCAGAUCGUGAAACGCGUUAUUUUGUUUUUUUUUUUUAUCGAAAGUUAUCGUGGGACUCAGUAUCCUUGCCUGCUGACUUCUCUAUUUGUUGAAAAUGCUCCUGAACAGUCUACCGUAACGAGUUUAGUCUUUCUGAUAAUUACUCGAUAACACGAUGGGAGUCAACCUCAACGGUUUUACGCAAAAGGCCAUUAUCCAGCCCCACUGGUCUUCCCGUACUAUGGGCAUCGCGGAAGUCGGAGUCGCUCUAUCAAAAUUUCGCGGACCAGUGCUGGCAUUUACGGACAUCUGAAGCAUUCGGAUACUAGCCAGGUACUAGCUAGUAUCUGUGCUGUUAGUAUGGAAUCACCUUACCCUAAAGUAUACUACUAGCUGCGUGUCGGCAGUUAAUGAAUAUUACGCGGUUAUCCGCUGUGGCUGGUGGACUUCGGUCCAAAUAUUCAUAUAUGAAAACUUCGGACUGAGCCUGUAGACCUUAUAUAUACUGAUAUACUCCAAGUUCGCAGUUAAUUUCUAAGGAAAUUAAAAAACUACAAGUUCUAAAUUGGAGCAUCUACCAGAAAGCAGACAGGGCGUGCUGGGGAACCGAACCCCUCGCAGCUGUGUCAUGCAGCGGCAGAAUAUCGGCGAAAUACGCGUGUAUGGGCUUUUGGCUAGUAUCUGUGCUGUUAGUAUGGAAUCACCUUACCCUAAAGUCUAGAAAUUUGACGCGGUAAAUGACGUCUGACGUGUCUGCAGGUGGGAGCCGGCCAUUGGGCUGCAUGAGUAAGCGGCGGAUGGUGACCUGCGGCCGGUGUCCAACGCCCACGCAUAGUUGUCUUAGCAUGCGUUUAGUGACUUCGGAGACAUUUCUCACGUAAGACGGAACGCUGAAUAUUUCAGGUCUUUGUGUGUUCUCACCGUCGGCCCUCGUGUGUCUUUGAUAUAGGCAUUUGGUUACAAAACUGCGCGGAUAUCCAUUGGCAAGGAAGAGGUGCCAUAGGGUUUUACGCUCCCUCAGCUUCUCGGCUUCUGUACUGCAGUGUGUUGGUACGGCGAAAAAGUAUCCGGACGCAGCUGCGUUUAUGCGACGGGGGGUGGUUGCUGUUUUAGUGAAGAAUUUUCGCCGUGUUUAUCGCUUUUCGAAACACACCAGUCUGGAGGGUUCCGUCUUCCUGUCUCGUUACCUGAACAUCGAGGAAAGGGAGCACUCCGUCUUUUUAUUCCUUCGUGAUAAAUUGAAUUUGUGGGAAAACCGAGUUCAGUUCCCGUUUAAAGCCGUCUUUCGCGCCUCGGCGUAUGAUUGAAAAGGUGGCAUCUACGUAGCGCAUCCAAAACUUUGGCUUGCAGGACUGAAAGACUCGAGAUUCCAUUUCCUGCAAGACCGCUUCGGCCAGGUAGCCCGAAAUCGAGGACCCCAUUGGGGUUCCCUGGAUUUGCUCGUAAAUUAAAUGCCUAUCAAAAUCUGAAGAAAUGAAGACUGAAGUGACUUACGAAGACACAGAGUCCAAAUUGAUCGAGCAUAAUCAAUUAAUAAAUAACAUUUCAAAUAAAAUCAUAAAAGUCGGCACCACUUUCUGGUGCAGAUUUCUCAAACUGGACGGUUUCGUAUGCAAAUUUAAUUGACACAUAAAAAUGGCUAAUCUCCACUCGUUAGUAGCUGUUUUGUUUAAACGUAGAUUAUUUUAGGGCUGGCAUUCCUCUUCUCAUUCGCGGUACCGGCACAGGUCAAAUCAAACGCCCGAGUGUUUUACUUCCCGUUGCGUACGCCAGCCGCUCCUUUCUCGCCUGAACUGACCACACUGCCUGUACAAGAAAAACCAAUUUACCGACAACAUCUGACUACUUAGAUUGGAAGAGAUGAGCACCCAUUCGUUAAAUUCCCAAGGCAAGGGAACUGCGAAUAAAUGGCGAAGUCACGAACGGGAAACCACCUGCUAGGCCGAACUCAGCCAAGUUAUCAUGGCACGGGGGCCGUCGACGGAAAUAUGGAUAAAUUGAUGCACUACCAUUUCGGGCUUAUGUUGCCUUGAGUCAGCCGCUCGCCGCCCUGCUCAGAAGCACGAACACACGCACACAACACAGACGGUCCACAGAGUACUCUCAGCCUCCCUUGUCUUUGAUGUCCAUCUCAUUCCGCAUAUACUACUAGUUACAAUGCGACUGCCCGCGGGGCUCUAUAUCGAGUACCAAAGACUAGACGGAACGAGUGAGUCUCGUAACCGCCCAGCGAGCGUCCACCUACCGUUGUCAGUAUUUCCGAUCGAAACCGACAAGACGAGGAGCUGGUGGCUCAAGGGUUAGAGCGUUAGGCGAAUUUGAGCCUUAAGAGUUGCGAAGACCUGGGAGUGCGUAUAAUUGGCUCAUAACGGCCAAUAAGCGAGAGAUUUCCAUUCCAGUUUCCCUUGUCUUUGUCGUUAAUGUCCUUCCGCCUAUACAACUAGCCACAGCGCGGCCGUCUGCGGGAUUCUAGACCGAGCCCCAACAGCUCAACGGGACGAGUGGGUCCCGUGACCUUUAAUCACGGGCUCCUCGUCCCUUCGGUUUCGGUCGGGAAUUUGACAACUGUAGAUGGGCGCUCACAGGUCAGUUACGAGAUCCACUGGCCCCGUUGAGUUUUCUAUGCUCCAUCUGGAGCCCCGCUGGUAGUCGCAUAGUGACUAAUAGUAUAUGGGGAAUUGGAUUGCUUUCACUGACGGGGGAGACUAGUGCAGAAGGAAUCAUAUCCUUCAAAACAUAUCCAUGUAUAUGUUUGAAAGCAAAUACGUUCUCUGGGAAAAGUAGAAAACUUUAUUGAGUCAAUUAUCGACGCCAAUUCCCCCCGCCGUCGUCAGACUCGAGUAAGUGUGCCAAAAACAAUUAACACUUCAAACCUGCUGAGAAAUCAAUAUUCGUUUGGAUUUCAGCCAGUAGGCGGCCGCCGUGUGCGUCAGUCUGUAUCGAUUGGCUUUCGCCUCGUCCACUUUUCCCUGAGACUUGUACGUGGAAUCUAGUUCGACGCGUCUAGUGAUGCAUGACUCGUCGGAGUCUUUGGCUUCAAGAAACUCUCGACCUUUUCUAGAUGGGCAAACUCCGGCGAUGCGAGUUUUAUCCCAUGCGAAGGUGUGCCCAGUAUCAAGAGUGUGCAUGGCCAUUUGAGACAGGUGAUCCCGCCUCUUAACUGUCAUUUGAUACUCGUGAAUGCGUGUAGAGGCUAAUUUCCCCGUUUGGCCACAAUACAUGGCAAAAGUCUCAGGGAAAGUGGAAGGGGCGAAGGCCAAUCGAUACAGACUGACGAACACGGCGACCGCUUACUGGCUGAAAUUGAAAUGAAUGUUGAUUUCUCAGCACGUUUGAAAUGUUAAUUGUUUUUUGCACAUUUACUCGAGUCUGACGACGGCACGGGGAACUGGCGUCGAGAAUUUACUCAAUAAAGUUUUCUGCUUUUCCCAGAGAACGUAUUUGCUCUUAAAUUAUAUUUCUUGGGAUGCCUACGUUACAAUAUUUACAUUUAAGAAUAUGGAAUUCUUUGGGAAACAGUAAACUUUAUUGUGUAAAUUUCCGAGUUUGCUACCCGGUAUGGCCAACAAAUGCUUGGAGCAUUUAUAACUGAUGCGCGUCAACGACUUCGCAAAUUCAGAGCGCAAAAGGAGCACUACAUGCACUUUUGCCAUGAUCGACUGCCUACUCACUUAUUUGAGAUCCUAAGGGAAACCAUCAUACAUGUCGCAGAACUAGAGCGGCUAAAAAAGAGGAGCACCUUGGACAAAAAGUGGACAAUUAUAUCUUAUAAAGGUUGUACUAAUUCUACGUGUCCAAAGAAAGUCGUAAACCUAUCCUCUAGGGUUCUAACGGCAACAGAGCAAAACGUGCUGUGCACUCCAAUUACUUGAACUUCCUUGCCAGCUUCGAAUCAAUCAUAUCAUCAAGCAGUCUUACCGAAGAAGAACAAUUCACCAUUCACAGCAGCACUGUACAGGCAUUAAAGAGCCGAAACAAGUUCCCAACGCAUCUUACGAUGAAACGAAAGCACUUAAAGCCCUAAAACAAGACAAAGACGUCAUCAUUCCACCUUCUGACAAAGGAGGUGCCACCACUAUUUUGAACAAAACGGAGUACACAGAGAGAAUGGUCACUCUAGACUAGCAUGAACAGACACGCCACUGCUCUGGUGAUGAAAACGUGGAAGUUUCCGAAAGAUCAGCGUGAACACAGUGUCCAUGAAAUAUCUCUUUCUGAGUAUGGUGAACGCGAUAAUUUAUCUGGACCUCAAAUCUUUACUCGCGUUUGCAGGACCAUCGGGCGUUAUUGAGUCCACCUUUCUACCACUGGGCCACUGACCGCUAUCCCAUCAGCUGGAGUCGGGCAACAUUGUUGGAUGCGGUGCCGGAAGGGCGCAUUAAUCGAACUGUCGUGUUAUCUCUGGCGUUCGUCAAGGUUUCACAGUUUGGUCGCCCCUGUUCAUUUGCGAGACCCGCUGUGCUCCUGACCGCAUAUGGAUGAAACAUUCCAGCAUUAGAGUGGUUCAUGGCCAAUAUGCUGCGGUUAUUGAUUAGGCUGAUAAGUUCUCUUUGCUGACGACCAAAUUUGCUGAAAUACAGGAAAUAUAAAAUUUUUAAAUGGACAUGAUCUCGUAGAGCUACCUGGCCGGUCACAGUGGGCCGUGCAGAUCUUUAACUGAUGUUAAGCCCGCUGCCCUAGAUCUAGCUUUCUGCAGAAAAGUGGAAUCACGCAUCGGGUGAACUAUGUGCGCUCAGCCUCGCACUCCCGGAAAAACUCUAGAAUCAGCGCGAGCUCAUCGCAAAUACCGCGAUGAGUUUGCCCUUCUCCCGUCAAGAGUACUUUCUCUGAUAAUGCGUCUGUCAUGCCUUACGAAGAUCACCACUACCGAUGGGGACCACAAUGACCAGCGUGUUAAUUAGUUUUUGGUUAAAGAUAAUUGAGCGGUCUCUACUCCUUGCUUUGGCUACAUCCUCCAUGUUCCGAUGGCGAGACAGGGUCAAUAGAGCUGGAAAUGGGGACAAGCACAGUUGCUACCGAGACCAGAAAAGUGUCUGCACGUGCUGGUCCCGACACGUACGCGAGCCGGGCCUUGGGAAGGGGGAAUCCGAUAUCUACCUGAAGAGGGCUGCGAUAAAGGCCUCACCAGGGCGCCAUUACAGCCUGACCCUCAUCUGACCAAGAACUCCUUCAUCCUGCCAGUUGGCAACAACCCAAGCCACACCUAUCUAAGCAAACUCUAGUAAGUGCCUUAGUAGACACACCUGCCUACGUUGGAUAACGGCGGUUGCUUUUCCCGAUAGAUUGGCUGGAUUCCUAACGCUCUGUCUUCUCAUUCUUUACGAAACUUGAAUAUUCUGUCUGAAAACUGCAAUUUCGAGUCAACACUGUGUUUUUGUUUGUAAAGCAUCCAGAGUAUGUUAUGCAUGAUUGACAGGAGUUCCGCUCCACAUGUAUUGCUCCUCUGAACGUUUUGAUCCACAGGCUUGGGCGCUGAAACGGCCUGCUGGAGGUUGUCAAUUUUCCGUUAUGGAACUAUUUUUAGUGUGCUUUAACAACGAGUCUGACGACGUUUUAUAACUCGUUGCUGAUCCCUAGCUUACUUCCCAUUUCAGUCAUUCCCAGACUGCUGGAGCAACUUCACACAGCUGCCCAGCGCAUUACUAGCAGUGGACUUCCACCGGGUAUCACCCCGGUCUUUCUACAUUUGACCGCACCUGCGUCCCCUGAUAGGGGUGCCUCUGAAGACGAGCCCUCAACCCCGCCAGUUGUUCGCUCGGAGACCGACCGUCAGCAGCCGACCGAAGAUCCUUCCACUAGUGAAACUGUCCACGUACUCCCUUCCGCCGGUUUGUUCGCCGAAGUGACGCAAGACAAUUCAUAUCAGCUCUUUGUCUCCUAA
Molecule: messenger RNA, 8719 nt
Organism: Spirometra erinaceieuropaei
Lineage: Eukaryota; Metazoa; Platyhelminthes; Cestoda; Diphyllobothriidea; Diphyllobothriidae
Source: the annotation of a GenBank genome assembly